UGUGCCACUUCACUUUAAACACUGCCGUCUUGAUAUCAUACAUCCAGCAAGAUGAUUGUAUCAGAGCUUUUUGUCAGUUGUGUCAUUCUAGUGGUGGCUGUUGUAUUUUUUGUCAAGAAGUCAGUUCAGAGAUACAAGUUCAAAAAAUCUGUCAAUAAAUUCCCAGGACCGCCUACUAUUCCAGUUCUAGGAAAUGUCAUGGAUUUGUUGGUGCCAAGAAAUGAACUUAUGAAAGUGUUCCGAAGCAGAACUGAGAAUUACGGUCCAAUCUUCAGAGUAUGGAACGGCCCAAUAGCAGAAGUCCAUCUCACCAGGCCAGAGCAUUUAGAGCUGAUCAUGAGCAGUUCCAUGCACAUAGACAAGUCUAAUGUUUACACUCUUCUGCAGCCUUGGCUAGGCACAGGUCUAUUGACUGGAACUGGAGCCAAGUGGCAUUCCCACCGUAAGCUCAUCACUCCCACCUUCCACUUCAAGAUCCUGGACAUCUUCCUGGAGGUGUUUGUUGAAAAGUCGUCCAUCCUUGUAGAGAAGCUGCAGAAGGCUCCAAAGGACACUCCCAUGGACCUGUACCCCUUCAUCACUCACUGCGCUCUGGACAUCAUUUGUGAAACUGCAAUGGGUGUGUCAAUCAAUGCACAAGAUGGGAACAAGUCAGAUUAUGUGUCGGCUAUCUACGAAAUCAGUGAGCUGACCAUUCAUAGACUCCUGAGACCUUGGUAUCAUCCUAACUUCUCCUUCUACAUGUCCUCCUACGGCAAACGCUACAAGAAGUGUUUAGACAUCCUCCACGGCUUUACCAACAAGGUCAUUAAGGAACGUCAAAUUACAAGAGCUCUGAAAAUGCAAGAUCCAGGUGCAUCCAUCUGUGAAGAAGAAAAUGAUAUUGGUACGAAAAAGAGUAUGGCUUUCCUGGACUUGCUGUUAGAAGCAUCGGAACAAGGAUCCAAACUGAACACAAGCGAAAUCAGAGAAGAAGUUGACACUUUUAUGUUUGAGGGCCACGAUACAACAACAGCUGGAAUUUGUUGGUCACUCUUCCUGUUGGGAUCUCACCCUGAGCACCAGGAGAAAGUGCUAGAAGAGUUGGACAGUAUUUUUGGAGACUCCGACCGUGGGGCGACCACACGAGACCUGAACGAGAUGAAAUACCUGGAGAGAGUUAUCAAGGAGGCAUUGAGGUUAUUCCCUAGUGUGCCCUUCAUAGGGCGUAAGGUCACACAGGACACACAACUUGGAGACUACGUGUUGCCAGCUGGUUCAGUUUUGAACCUGGAGAUUUUCCAUGUCCACCGCUGCCCUGACCAGUGGGGCCCUGAACCAGAGAAAUUCAACCCUGAUAACUUCUUACCUGACAGGGUCAAGUCCAGGCACCCCUACGCCUAUGUACCCUUCAGUGCUGGCCCUAGAAACUGCAUUGGUAAGUUCUCUUAA
Messenger RNA from Macrosteles quadrilineatus (aster leafhopper), 1431 nucleotides. Its product is annotated as cytochrome P450 4C1-like. Gene Ontology annotation, molecular function: heme binding; oxidoreductase activity, acting on paired donors, with incorporation or reduction of molecular oxygen; monooxygenase activity. The transcript is spliced from 12 exons. NCBI's taxonomy places the organism in Eukaryota, Metazoa, Arthropoda, Insecta, Hemiptera, Cicadellidae. The coding region runs from base 52 to 1431 and encodes 459 amino acids. The record is from RefSeq and is a predicted model, not a curated record.